Messenger RNA from Hordeum vulgare subsp. vulgare (domesticated barley), 17922 nucleotides. Its product is annotated as DNA-directed RNA polymerase subunit beta. Lineage: Eukaryota; Viridiplantae; Streptophyta; Magnoliopsida; Poales; Poaceae. Gene Ontology annotation, biological process: DNA-templated transcription. The record is from RefSeq and is a predicted model, not a curated record. The transcript has a single exon. The coding region runs from base 7265 to 10495 and encodes 1076 amino acids. Gene Ontology annotation, molecular function: DNA-directed RNA polymerase activity; ribonucleoside binding; DNA binding.
CUUACUAUAUUUACCCUUCCUUUGCAUCCCCCUCAAAAAAAGAGGGCGCUCCGGAGGCAGAAAUAGAACUAGCCAACAGAGCCCCAAAAUUGGGUAUUAACUGAGACAAACAACGGGCAAACUGUUUUUAAAAGGAAGGGAGAGGUAGACUGUCCCUUUCAUUUCAUUUUUAUUUUCUGCAAGGUAGGGAGAAGCCUUGCGCCUUCUUUUUGUGAAGGCAAGUGGCUUCGCAAAUUGCUCAAUUUUGCCCUCUAGGGCCCGGAACUAAUGAAUAAAAAAGGGUUGGAUACGCCCCUCUACCAUAUCUAGAGAAAUAGAAUACUCCUUUUAUAGAGACUGCUAAGUGCGGAGACGGGAAUCGAACCCGUGACCUCAAGGUUAUGAGCCUCGUGAGCUACCAAACUGCUCUACUCCGCUCUGUAGUACCAGAAACUGGUGGACAAAAAAGGCUUGAAUACAAGCCUUUAACAUGUCUAGACAAAUAGAAUACUCCUUUUAUACAGAAUGGAGCGGGUAGCGGGAAUCGAACCCGCAUCGUUAGCUUGGAAGGCUAGGGGUUAUAGUCGACGUUGGUUGAUUAUUUUUAACGUCUCUAAUUCAAAACCGAACAUGAAAUUUUGAUUUCAUUCGGCUCCUUUAUGGAUAUUCUCACCACUUAACAUCUAUGUCAGCUUUUCUAUUUGAAUGGAACCAAAGCUCUCUGCUUUCUAGAUGAUCCUUAUAGAGUAGGAGAUAGAAAUUCUAUCUAAAUCCAUCUAAUCUACUUACUUCGUUCCCUAAUUUCAUUCAAGAGAUCCUGAGGAAAAGAAUUGGGUUUCCACCGAGCUGAAACAAUAUGCGGAUGGUUCUAGUAAACCAAAACUAUCGUUUUUUAGCUAUUUGGCUUCCUUAUCCUUUAACAAAAGAAGAUUUAGUUACGAUUGGAAAUCAACUUUUUUGUAUCUUCAUCCAUAGAUCCUUUACUCAUAUUUUCAAAAUUGGAAUACUUAAAUCCAAUGCAAAAUUAUGCUUCGCGACUCUGUACUCAUAUCAUAAUCCAAUUUUUAUUUUGGAUGCAAUUUAAAUUAGUUUUUGGGUACAAAUCGCCAGAAUGUAUAUUCUUCCUCAAUAUGCUAUUGAGAGGAAAAGGAUUUAAUCCUUUAUAAGAACUAAAGUUUUCAUCGGAAUAUAAAAAAAAACUUAAGGAUGCCUUAAGUAUAUCAUUUCAAAUUCAGUUAUUAAUAGAACGAAUCACACUUUUACCACUAAACUAUACCCGCUACAUUGUAUAUUAUGGUAUAAAUGGUACCCUUUGUCAAGGAUAGCCAUUUGACAAGGAGGCUAAUUCCCCCUUAUUGAAUCAGAUGGAGAAGGUUCAUGACACUGAGCCAUUGGUACUUCUACUUCGAUCGCGCGCCUUUACUUUAGGAUUUAGAUAGCCCCUCUCCCUCUGGUCUGUAAAAUAAAUCUCUUCUUACCCUGCUAAUAGCGCCUGAACCAAAUGUAUUUAUUUUGAUUAGGAUCCUAUCCUAUUCUACGGUUACGACUACAAUAAUCAUUAUUUACUUUGCGAGGACGUAAGUGUGCCAGACUGCUAAAUUGUUUUAUUAUUCCUACAAUAUAAACUAGGGGAUAUAGGGGGUAACACUGUCCCUAUAAAUUCCUUUUUUCCUUUUCUUUUUUGUCCAGAAUUGAACAAAAAAGAAAUUAUAGAAGAUGUUUUCUUCCCCCAUUAAGUCCGAGCCAUAGAGUAAGAGUGAGAUGAGUUUUCCAAAUUCAUCAUAGACUUUCCCUAUGGCUUGAUAGAAGUAAGAAGCAAAGAGUUGUAACUUAAAGAGUCGUAACUUAAAGAAAAAAACGGACAGGGCUGACAGAUUUACCUGAUGUAAAGAAGAUCCUAAAAGUCUAUGAUUAGUCGACUCUCUCCAUUUAACACUUUCCUCUCUCUCCUUUUUUCCACUGACUCAAUGCUAGUUUAUUAGAUUCUUGUUUAAAAGAAUCAAAAAAGUUCAAUAGAACUAAGAACACAUAAAAAAUAGCAUAGAGGAUCAAGGCCAUUACCAAAAGUUCCUCCCAAGGAUCCUAUCCUAUUGGGUAUCUGUUCCCUGCCUUUUCCCGCUAGGAUUGGAAAUCUUAUAUUUUCCAUAUACCAUUGAAUCCUUGGGGUUCCAGAAUCCGCCUAUUUUACUAGCCUUCGGAAACGGAAAACCAUGAACCAAGAAGAGUUGGGUAUGUUUUUUUUUCUUAAUUUUAUUUUGAGCUCUCAAGAUAUCAAUACAUAUACAAUCUAUACAUAAUGUCUCUCUCUAUAUCUCUAUAUAUUAUAUAUAUAUAAUAUGUACAUUAUGCAGUAGACCCAUAAUGGGAAAUCAAAGUGGCAAAUUUUUGAAUUAAAUAAAAAGCCCUUUUAACUCAGUGGUAGAGUAAUGCCAUGGUAAGGCAUAAGUCAUCGGUUCAAAUCCGAUAAAGGGCUUUUUAAAUUAGUGGUAGAGUAAUCUCGUGCUAAGACGUAAGUCAUUGGUUCGAAUCUGAUAGAGUACUUUUCUACUAAAUUGAUUCGCUUUUUUCUUUGUUUUUGAAGCUUUCUCUUUAGAGAAUUUUAUGACUUAGUGCGGGAUGAAUGCAUUUUUGGUCUGAACACUAAAUGAAGCACGGAAUGGAAAUAAAAAAAAAAUUGGACUCUUUUUCAUCUUAUCUUAGAUCAAUAAAAUAACUACCUGUACUGAACUAAUCUAGAAUCCCUUUUAGUAAUCCAUUCUUAUUCUAUACAUUUAAAAUGAAUUUCCCUAAAAGGUAGAGGAUGAUCCAUGAAUUAAUCUAACCAUCAACUAAAAAAAUCCUAGAUGAAAACAUAGCAGAAAAGUUAGAAAAACUCUUUGCUUUGGAUCUAGUUAUACUUUUCGAGUAUAUUGACAAUUCAAAAAAACUGCUCAUACUAUGAUUAUAGUAUAAUCACGAGCGGUUGUAUAUGGCCCUAUCGUCUAGUGAUGCCCCUAUCGUCUAGUGGUUCAGGACAUCUCUCUUUCAAGGAGGCAGCGGGGAUUCGACUUCCCCUGGGGGUAGGGAGUAUUAUGAAAGGAGGUUAAUCAUAGAUUAGCAAAAACCCUAGAAUAAAUUCUUCCUGGGUCGAUGCCCGAGUGGUUAAUGGGGACGGACUGUAAAUUCGUUGACAAUGUCUACGCUGGUUCAAAUCCAGCUCGGCCCAAAAAUCUAGGGCUUCGUGAAUAUGAACUAAAUCCUUUUGUUUUUCUCCCAUAAAAUAAAAUGUCUGAUCUAUAGAAAUAAAAGAGAAAUAAAAAAGGGGAUUUUUUUUUCUAAUCCAUAUCUCUCUCAUUCCUUUCUUACAAACAAAAGAGUUUUUCUUGUUGAAGGGUGGAUUAUUAUCCAUUUUUAGUGAUAAAAAAUCACGACAUACUAGUUAUGUCACUCUCACUAUACCCACGUAUAAUAUAAUAUUAAUAUGUGGGUAUGUAGUAUAUGAUUCGUCUAUUUCUUAGAGUACGACAGACGAAUCGAAUCUUCUUAUGGUUCUAUUUAAGAAUGGGUAUGCCAUACACCCCGCGGGGAUUGUAGUUCAAUUGGUCAGAGCACCGCCCUGUCAAGGCGGAAGCUGCGGGUUCGAGCCCCGUCAGUCCCGAACUAGGGUUCAAUGAAUGGAGAAAUUCAUAUUUCCUUUUUCCAUGAAAAAAAAGGGGCAGGGAGCAAGAUCAAAUACCCAUAGGGCACCCUUACUUCACUUUUUUAUUUUGCAUCUCUCAUUAAAGAGGGAGGGAAGGAGUAUAGGAAUUUUUUUCACUACUCCCGAUCGAUAAAGAUAAAGAAAGACACACAUACGAUAUGUGGAUUAGUAGAAUUUUAGGAUAUUACUCUAUCUUUCUUUAUGAUGAUACCAUCCUCAUCUUAAUUUCCUAUUCCACUGUUAUGGAAUAGAGUACCGGUAUUUUACCGGAAUCCAUACAUAAAUUGUAUUCCCUUUUUAUUUCAGACCUCUUUUCCCCAUCUCACUUCUACUGCUUAUUUGGAUGUCUAUGUGACCCAUAGAAAGUUGCUCAUAUAAUACAUACAUAAUUGUAUGUAUAACUAUAAGAAAAAGGAAGAGAAAUUGUAUAAGAUUAAGAAAGCUCGUGGGUUAGAGAUAUAGAAAAGAAAAAGUAGAAAAAAAAGGAUUAAAAAAGAGGGAAUUCCUAAUCCAAUCAAAAAACCCAUUUUGGUCUUAGUAUGGAUAUAGGAUCUUCCUAUGUUAUACUAUAUAACUCUCAUCCAUGAAUUGAUUUGAUAGAUCCGAUAUUCAUAAUAUUGAAUUGAUUCAGUAUUAUCAGAAUGCAAGCCCUACCCUUGAAUUUACAAGAUACCCCUUUUUCCUCUCCAUGGGAUUACAUCCCGAGUUAUUGUGAAAAUAAAAAAUAAAGAGGUUAUGGAAGUCAAUAUUCUCGCAUUUAUUGCUACUGCACUGUUCAUUCUAAUUCCUACUUCUUUUUUACUUAUUAUUUAUGUAAAAACAGUCAGCCAAAAUAAUUAAGUGGAAUUCCAAUUAAUCAUUGAAGAAAUGAAAAAGGGAUUAAAUAAAAAAAAUCCAAGUCUUAAAUGAAAGGAUCUGGUUGGAAUCUUAAAGUGUGGUAGAAAGAACUACAUAUAGUUUUUUCUACGACACUUUAGAGUCUUUCUAUUAUAUUAUCUUUGAAUCUACAUAGAAUAGAUUAGUAGAUUGAAAUAGUUAAGUAGUCUAAUUCAAUUUCUUUUUUCAUUGCAUCCACUUAAUUUCAAUCAGGUCAAAAUAAAAAAAUCGAAGACAAUUCUUGACCAAAGAAUCCAUGGAAGGAAAGAAAAAUAAUAUAAGAAUAGACUAUAGUAAAAAGUAAAAGGAAAAAACCAGCGAAUCUUUCAUGCUUAAAUAUCCCGCGAGAUGCUUCAAAAGAGAAUAAAAAUUAUUCUAAGAAUAAAGAAAGAGUAUAAAACAAAUGGAAAAUGUGUGAUAUGCCGUGAAUAGUUCCGUGGAAGAAAGUCUAAUUUUCUUAUGUAUAGAACUUUUUUUAACCAUUAGUCAUUUCUAGUAGAAAUUCUUAAUUGGUAUAAUGGCUCUUUCUUACAAUACAAGAGUUUCUUACAGGAGUGAAACAAAACUAAAGAAAAAGAUUAAAGAAUAACGUUUGACAAAAUAAUUAAUGCAAAACGAUCAAUUAAAAAAAGAAUUGAUACAACAAUUUGAUUACUUAAUCAAUUAGUAGUAUCGUAUCCCUAGAGUCCACUCCUUCCCCAUACUACUAGUGAAAGAGAAAAUGUAAAGACUACCAUUAAAGCAGCCCAAGCGAGACUUACUAUAUCCAUCUAAAUUAUGUCUCCUAUUUCUAUGAAGGGAUUAUUCUACUAUUGAUCAAUAAUCAUAGUGGAAUCAAGGGUACAGAGUCAAAAAGGGCUUCUGCCCUAAGGCCAUGGAUCAAUCAGUUCAAGGAAUUUACUCCUAACAAAUUCUUAUAGGAAUUCUUGUAGAAUUAGAGAGCAUUAAAAAUACGAUACUAUAAAGCCCUUUUUUCCUUACCUUAAAAAAGAAAGAGUACGGGAAUGAUGUCCUGAAUAGAAGAAGCGGGAAUAGGAAGAUUUUUUAUUCCUUUUGUUACUCUAGUGUAUGUAGGUCACAUAAGAUGUACGAUAAAAAAAUGUAUGAUAAUUAGGAAGUCUUGAUAUUCUUUCGUGGAGUCCCUUCUGGAAUCUUAGAUUGAAAAAGAGAAGAAUGCCCCUUAGGGACCUUUCUUUGGAUACCAAGAUUUCUGACAUCUUAUCCUCGUAUUUAAAAAUUCUCAAAUCGAAUCAAUUAAGAACCAAUUCAAAUUCAUAUAAUAAAAGAAUAAGGAAACACUACCUCACCCCUAUUGAUAACCAUUUUGGCCACUACCGCCAAAACAAACCCUAACCCUAGUUUAAGGAUAGAACUAUGGUAUGGUUUCUCUAAACCCAGUAUCGGCAGGCUUAGUUACUCUCUUGCCCGAACUUAUGCGAAGUAAAAAUUGAUUGAAUUCGAUCAGUACUAGAAAACCUAAGUAUUUUAUUGAUCAGGCGGCACCCAGAUUUGAACUGGGGAUAAAGGAUUUGCAGUCCCCUGCCUUACCGCUUGGCCAUGCCGCCAAAAAAUCCGAUCGAAAAUCUAGAAAACAGCAAGUAUUCAUCCACGUUUUCUUACGAAAAGCCCCUUUCUUUUAUUUUGAAUAUAAUUAAACUUACUUUUUUCCAAUCUUUUUCAAAAAAGAUACUCCUGCUUUUUUUGAUCCAGUUUCGAUUAUUCUCCUCGAUAGAUUCUAUCUUAAAACAUACAUUGCUAACACAAUAAAACUUCCCAUUUCUUUCUAUUGAGAUGAAAAAGAAGAAAAGUGGAUUUCUAGUCACAGGCUGCAAAAUUCAGAACAAAUUGGAACCAUUAACUAGAAUUCUCUUUCUUUUUUGAAUUGCAGUAGUGAACUACUCUUAAAUCGGUAUUAUCUCCCCCCCUUCAAUUUCAAUGGCAUAAUAAAAUAUUAUGGCUUUAUGCUUAAUCCGUGUAUAGGUGAACUUUAGGUCCGAGCAGCAUUAUUAUCCAAAGAUCCCCUUUAUGUACAUAUCUCUAUGGGGAAUCGUGCUUUAAUUUUUCAAAGUAUUAAAUUAAAUAUCUUGAAUAAAAAAAGGAAAUUUGCUCUGAUAUUAGAGUAUAACCUGACUAUCUUGGCCUACCCAAGUGAAAUUACGAUAAAAGAAAAGCAUGGAUAUGGGGAGAGGUGGAUAAUUAGAUUGGCAUGUACUUAAAAAAGGGACUUACUUUAUUUUAGAAUUCCACAAUGAAAUACUUAAUUUUCUAGCAAUUAUACUACUCCGAUCCGAAAUAAAAAAGAACCCUCAAAUUAUUUUUAGAAAUUAAAGUAAGCACGCUAUUCUAAAUCGAAGUAAAGUAAAACUUUCUAGUGUAUUAUAUUACGGCUUUAUUACAUUCAUAGAAAGGGGAUAAAAUGAGAAAUCUUUGCCAUUCAAUCUGAUUAGAAUAUUAUAAAGUAUAAGUGGCAUAAUUUUUUUUGUAGGAAUAUUUUAGCAAUUCAUUUUCAUUUCAUUUGUACCCCUGGUAAACUAGAAUUUUCGUCGAAAUGGUCUCUAUUCAUAUGUAUGAAAUACAUAUAUGAAAUACGUAUGUGGAGUUCCCUAGAAUUUCAUGUGAUUCAGUAAACAGAAUAUAGAUUCCAUGAUUGCUAGAUCAAUCCGUAGGGAUUGAUGAAGAGUGAGCUGAUAAUGGAAUUUUUCUUUGAUAAACAGGAAACUUAAGAUUAAGAUGCUCCGGAAUGGAAACGAGGGAAUGUCCACAAUACCCGGAUUUAGUCAGAUCCAAUUCGAGGGAUUUUUUAGGUUCAUUAAUCAAGCCUUGGCAGAAGAACUUGACAAGUUUCCAACAAUUAAAGAUCCAGAUCACGAAAUUGCAUUUCAAUUAUUUGCGAAAGGAUAUCAAUUGCUAGAACCCUCGAUAAAAGAAAGAGAUGCUGUGUAUGAAUCACUCACCUAUUCUUCCGAAUUAUAUGUAUCUGCGAGAUUAAUUUUUGGUUUCGAUGUGCAAAAGCAAACCAUUUCUAUCGGAAACAUUCCUAUAAUGAAUUCCUUAGGAACCUUUAUUAUAAAUGGAAUAUACCGAAUUGUGAUCAAUCAAAUAUUGCUAAGUCCUGGUAUUUACUACCGCUCGGAAUUAGAUCAUAAGGGAAUUUCUAUCUACACCGGGACUAUAAUAUCAGAUUGGGGAGGGAGAUCGGAAUUAGCAAUUGAUAAAAAAGAAAGGAUAUGGGCUCGCGUGAGUAGAAAACAAAAGAUAUCUAUUCUAGUUCUAUCAUCAGCUAUGGGUUCGAAUCUAAGAGAAAUUCUAGAUAAUGUUUCCUACCCUGAAAUUUUCUUGUCUUUCCCGAAUGCUAAGGAGAAGAAGAGGAUUGAGUCAAAAGAAAAAGCUAUUUUGGAGUUUUAUCAACAAUUUGCUUGUGUAGGUGGGGACCUGGUAUUUUCGGAGUCCUUAUGCGAGGAAUUACAAAAGAAAUUUUUUCAACAAAAAUGUGAAUUAGGAAGGAUUGGUCGACGAAAUAUGAAUCGGAGACUUAAUCUUGAUAUACCUCAGAACAAUACAUUCUUGUUACCACGAGAUGUAUUGGCCGCUACGGAUCAUUUGAUUGGAAUGAAAUUUGGAACGGGUAUACUUGACGAUGACGAUAUGAAUCACUUGAAAAAUAAACGUAUUCGUUCGGUUGCGGAUCUGUUACAAGAUCAAUUCGGAUUGGCUCUUGGUCGUUUACAACAUGCAGUUCAAAAAACUAUUCGUAGAGUAUUCAUACGUCAAUCGAAACCGACUCCCCAAACUUUGGUAACUCCAACUUCAACUUCAAUUUUAUUAAUAACUACUUAUGAGACCUUUUUUGGCACAUACCCAUUAUCUCAAGUUUUUGAUCAAACGAAUCCAUUGACACAAACUGUUCAUGGGCGAAAAGUGAGUUGUUUAGGUCCUGGAGGGUUGACGGGGAGAACCGCAAGUUUUCGGAGCCGAGAUAUUCAUCCGAGUCACUAUGGGCGUAUUUGUCCAAUUGACACGUCUGAAGGAAUCAAUGUUGGACUUACUGGAUCCUUAGCAAUUCAUGCGAGAAUUGAUCACUUGUGGGGAUCUAUAGAGAGUCCGUUUUAUGAAAUAUCUGCUGAGAAAGCAAAAGAAAAAAAAGAGAGACAGGUGGUUUAUCUAUCACCAAAUAGAGAUGAGUAUUAUAUGAUAGCAGCAGGAAAUUCUUUGUCCUUGAAUCAAGGUAUUCAGGAAGAACAGGUUGUUCCAGCUAGAUACCGCCAAGAAUUCUUGACUAUUGCAUGGGAACAGAUUCAUGUUAGAAGUAUUUUUCCUUUCCAAUAUUUUUCUAUUGGGGGUUCUCUCAUUCCUUUUAUUGAGCACAAUGAUGCGAAUCGGGCUUUAAUGAGUUCUAAUAUGCAGCGCCAAGCAGUUCCACUUUCUCGGUCCGAGAAAUGCAUUGUUGGAACUGGAUUGGAACGCCAAACAGCUCUAGAUUCGAGGGUUUCCGUUAUAGCCGAACGCGAGGGAAAGAUCAUUUCUACUGAUAGUCAUAAGAUACUUUUAUCAAGUAGUGGGAAGACUAUAAGUAUUCCUUUAGUUAACCACCGUCGCUCUAACAAAAAUACUUGUAUGCACCAAAAACCUCGGGUUCCACGGGGUAAAUCCAUUAAAAAAGGACAAAUUUUAGCAGAAGGAGCUGCUACAGUUGGGGGGGAACUUGCUUUAGGAAAAAACGUAUUAGUAGCUUAUAUGCCAUGGGAAGGUUACAAUUUUGAAGACGCAGUACUAAUUAGCGAACGUUUGGUAUAUGAGGAUAUUUAUACCUCUUUUCACAUCCGGAAAUAUGAAAUUCAGACGGAUACGACAAGCCAGGGCUCCGCUGAAAAAAUCACUAAAGAAAUACCACAUCUAGAAGAACAUUUACUCCGCAAUUUGGACAAAAAUGGAGUUGUUAGGUUGGGAUCCUGGGUAGAAACUGGUGAUAUUUUAGUAGGUAAAUUAACGCCUCAGAUAGCGAGCGAAUCAUCAUAUAUCGCAGAAGCUGGAUUAUUACGGGCCAUAUUCGGCCUUGAGGUUUCCACUUCAAAAGAAACUUCUCUGAAAUUACCUAUAGGUGGAAGAGGGCGCGUUAUCGAUGUGAAAUGGAUCCAAAGGGACCCCCUCGACAUAAUGGUUCGUGUAUAUAUUUUACAGAAACGUGAAAUCAAAGUUGGGGAUAAAGUAGCCGGAAGACAUGGGAAUAAAGGGAUCAUUUCCAAAAUUUUGCCUAGGCAAGAUAUGCCCUAUUUGCAAGAUGGAACACCCGUUGAUAUGGUCUUCAAUCCCUUAGGAGUACCCUCCCGAAUGAAUGUGGGACAAAUAUUUGAAAGCUCGCUCGGAUUAGCGGGGGAUCUGCUAAAGAAACAUUAUAGAAUAGCACCCUUUGAUGAGAGAUAUGAGCAAGAGGCUUCAAGAAAACUUGUGUUUUCAGAAUUAUAUGAAGCCAGUAAAGAAACAAAAAAUCCAUGGGUAUUUGAACCCGAGUACCCGGGAAAAAGCAGAAUAUUUGAUGGAAGAACAGGCGACCCCUUUGAGCAACCUGUUCUAAUAGGGAAGUCCUAUAUCUUAAAAUUAAUUCAUCAAGUUGAUGAGAAAAUUCAUGGGCGUUCUACUGGGCCCUACUCACUUGUUACACAACAACCGGUUAGAGGAAGAGCCAAGCAAGGGGGACAACGAGUAGGAGAAAUGGAAGUUUGGGCUUUAGAAGGAUUUGGUGUUGCUCAUAUUUUACAAGAGAUACUUACUUAUAAAUCUGACCAUCUUAUAGCUCGCCAAGAAAUACUUAAUGCUACGAUCUGGGGAAAAAGAAUACCUAAUCAUGAGGAUCCUCCAGAAUCUUUUCGAGUGCUCGUUCGAGAACUACGAUCUUUGGCUCUAGAACUGAAUCAUUUCCUUGUAUCUGAAAAGAACUUCCAGGUUAAUAGGGAGGAAGUUUGAUCGGAAUAAAUAUAAAUUCUUUUCUUAUUUCUAUUUUAUGAUUGACCAAUAUAAACAUCAACAACUUCAAAUUGGACUCGUUUCCCCUCAACAAAUAAAGGCUUGGGCUAACAAAAACCUACCUAAUGGAGAAGCCGUUGGCGAAGUCACAAGGCCCUCUACUUUUCAUUAUAAAACCGAUAAACCAGAAAAAGAUGGAUUGUUUUGCGAAAGAAUCUUUGGACCCAUAAAAAGCGGGAUUUGCGGUUGUGGCAAUUCUCGAGCGAGCGGAGCUGAAAACGAAGACGAAAGAUUUUGCCAAAAAUGCGGGGUAGAAUUUGUGGAUUCUCGGAUACGAAGAUAUCAAAUGGGAUACAUCAAACUCGCAUGUCCCGUGACUCAUGUGUGGUAUUUGAAAGGUCUUCCUAGUUAUAUCGCGAAUCUUUUAGAUAAACCUCUUAAGAAGUUGGAGGGCCUAGUAUACGGCGAUUUCUCUUUUGCUAGGCCCAGCACUAAAAAACCCACUUUUUUACGAUUACGAGGUUUAUUCGAAGAGGAAAUUGCAUCCUGUAACCACAGCAUUUCUCCCUUUUUUUCUACCCCAGGCUUUGCAACAUUUCGAAAUCGGGAAAUUGCGACAGGAGCAGGUGCUAUUAGAGAACAAUUAGCAGAUUUGGAUUUGCGAAUUAUUAUAGAGAAUUCUUUGGUCGAAUGGAAGGAAUUAGAAGACGAGGGGUAUAGUGGAGAUGAGUGGGAAGAUAGAAAAAGACGAAUAAGAAAAGUUUUUUUGAUUAGACGCAUGCAAUUGGCGAAACAUUUUAUUCAAACAAAUGUAGAACCAGAAUGGAUGGUUUUGUGCUUAUUACCGGUUCUUCCUCCCGAAUUGAGACCUAUUGUUUAUAGGUCUGGAGAUAAAGUAGUGACUUCAGACAUUAAUGAACUUUAUAAGAGAGUUAUCCGUCGGAACAACAAUCUUGCCUAUCUAUUAAAAAGAAGUGAAUUAGCGCCAGCAGAUUUAGUAAUGUGCCAGGAAAAAUUGGUACAAGAAGCCGUGGAUACACUUCUUGAUAGUGGGUCCCGCGGGCAACCGACGAGGGAUGGUCACAAUAAAGUAUACAAAUCACUUUCAGAUGUAAUUGAAGGUAAAGAGGGAAGGUUUCGCGAGACUCUGCUUGGGAAACGGGUCGAUUACUCGGGGCGUUCUGUCAUUGUUGUGGGUCCUUCGCUUUCAUUACAUCAAUGUGGAUUACCUCUAGAGAUAGCAAUAAAGCUUUUUCAGCUAUUUGUAAUUCGCGAUUUAAUCACGAAACGCGCCACUUCUAAUGUCAGGAUUGCUAAAAGGAAAAUUUGGGAAAAGGAACCCAUUGUAUGGGAAAUACUUCAAGAAGUUAUGCGGGGACAUCCUGUACUGUUAAAUAGAGCACCUACUCUGCAUAGAUUAGGCAUACAGGCCUUUCAACCCACUUUAGUAGAGGGGCGUACUAUUUCUUUACACCCAUUAGUGUGUAAGGGUUUCAAUGCAGACUUUGAUGGAGAUCAAAUGGCUGUUCAUCUACCUUUAUCCUUGGAAGCUCAGGCGGAAGCCCGUUUACUUAUGUUUUCUCAUAUGAAUCUCUUAUCUCCUGCUAUUGGGGAUCCUAUUUGCGUACCAACCCAAGACAUGCUUAUCGGGCUUUAUGUAUUAACAAUUGGAAAGCGUCGAGGUAUUUGUGCAAAUAGAUAUAAUAGUUUCAGAAACUAUCCAAAUUUAAAAGUCAAUUACAAUAAUAAUAAUUCUAAGUAUAGGAAAGAUAAAGAACCCCAUUUUUCUAGUUCUUAUGAUGCACUGGGAGCUUAUAGACAAAAACUAAUCAGUUUAGAUAGUCCCUUGUGGCUACGAUGGAACCUGGAUCAACGCGUCAUUGGGUCAAGAGAAGUUCCGAUUGAAAUUCAAUAUGAAUCUUUGGGGACUUAUCAUGAGAUUUAUGCUCACUAUCUAAUAAUGGGAAAUAGAAAAAAAGAAAUUCGUUCGAUAUACAUUCGAACCACUCUUGGUCAUAUUUCUUUUUAUAGAGAAAUAGAGGAAGCCGUACAAGGAUUUAGUCAGGCCUAUUCAUACACUACCUAAACAAGAAAGUUAGAUUCGGCGAUGCCCCUCCCCUUUGCUUUCGGGGGGCAUUCCGAUUUCCCUAGUAUCAUCAUUAUUUGCCACGCGAAUCCAGAUUGAGAUUGAGGCAAUUAAGUUAAUUAAAUUUUCGAAUCACUGACUCAGGCCCAUUGUCGAAUCCUACUCAGCAAUUGUCGAAUCCUACUCAGCCGAAAAGGGGGUACUUAUGUAUGGCGGAACGGGCCAAUCUGGUCUUUCAUAAUAAAGAGAUAGACGGAACUGGUAUGAAACGACUUAUUAGCAGAUUAAUAGAUCAUUUUGGAAUGGGAUAUACAUCCCAUAUACUGGAUCAACUAAAGACUCUGGGCUUCUAUCAAGCCACUACUACAUCGAUUUCGUUAGGAAUCGAGGAUCUUUUAACAAUACCCUCUAAGGGAUGGUUAGUCCAAGACGCGGAACAACAGAGUUUUCUUUUGGAGAAACACUAUUAUUAUGGGGCUGUACACGCGGUAGAAAAAUUACGCCAAUCUGUUGAGAUAUGGUAUGCGACAAGUGAAUAUUUGAAACAAGAAAUGAAUUCAAAUUUUCGGAUAACGGAUCCUUCUAAUCCAGUCUAUCUAAUGUCUUUUUCAGGAGCCAGAGGAAAUGCAUCUCAAGUACACCAAUUAGUAGGUAUGAGAGGAUUAAUGUCGGACCCUCAAGGACAAAUGAUUGAUUUACCUAUUCAAAGCAAUUUACGCGAGGGACUUUCUUUGACAGAAUAUAUAAUUUCCUGCUAUGGAGCCCGCAAAGGGGUUGUAGAUACUGCUGUACGAACAGCAGAUGCUGGAUAUCUUACACGUAGACUUGUUGAAGUAGUUCAACAUAUUAUUGUGCGUAGAAGAGAUUGUGGUACUAUCCGAGGUAUUUCUGUAAGUCCUCAAAAUGGGAUGACGGAAAAACUUUUUGUCCAAACACUAAUUGGUCGUGUAUUAGCAGACGAUAUAUAUAUCGGUUCACGAUGCAUUGCCGCGCGAAAUCAAGAUAUUGGAAUUGGAUUAGUCAAUCGAUUCAUAACUGCCUUUCGAGCACAACCAUUUCGAGCACAACCAAUAUAUAUUAGAACCCCCUUUACUUGCCGAAGCACUUCUUGGAUCUGUCAAUUAUGCUAUGGCCGGAGUCCUACUCAUAGUGAUCUGGUGGAAUUGGGAGAAGCCGUAGGUAUUAUUGCGGGUCAAUCAAUUGGGGAGCCAGGGACUCAACUAACAUUAAGAACUUUUCAUACUGGCGGAGUAUUCACAGGGGGUACUGCCGACCUUGUACGAUCCCCUUCGAAUGGAAAAAUCCAAUUCAAUGAGAAUUUGGUUCACCCCACACGUACCCGUCAUGGACAGCCUGCUUUUCUAUGUUAUAUAGACUUGCAUGUAACUAUUCAGAGUCAAGAUAUUCUAUAUAGUGUGAAUAUUCCCUCAAAAAGCUUGAUUCUAGUGCAAAAUGAUCAAUAUGUAAAAUCUGAACAAGUAAUUGCGGAGAUUCGUGCCGGAACGUCCACUUUACAUUUUAAAGAAAGGGUACAAAAGCAUAUUUAUUCUGAAUCAGACGGCGAAAUGCACUGGAGUACUGAUGUUUACCAUGCGCCCGAAUAUCAAUAUGGUAAUCUUCGUCGAUUACCAAAAACAAGCCAUUUAUGGAUAUUAUCCGUAAGUAUGUGCAGAUCCAGUAUAGCGUCUUUUUCACUCCACAAGGAUCAAGAUCAAAUGAAUACUUAUGGUAAAAAAGAUAGGGAAAUUCUUGAUUAUUCAACGUCGGAUCGAAUCAUGUCCAAUGGCCAUUGGAAUUUGAUCUAUCCUUCUAUUUUUCAAGAUAAUUCAGAUUUGUUGGCGAAAAAGCGAAGAAAUAGGUUCGUCAUUCCAUUACAAUAUCAUCAAGAACAAGAGAAAGAACUAAUAUCCUGUUUUGGGAUUUCGAUUGAAAUCCCCUUUAUGGGUGUUUUACGUAGAAAUACUAUUUUUGCUUAUUUUGACGAUCCCCGAUACAGAAAAGAUAAAAAGGGUUCAGGAAUUGUUAAAUUUAGAUAUAGGACCCUAGAAGAAGAAUAUAGGACUCGAGCGGAAGACUCAGAAGAGGAAUAUGAGACCCUAGAACACGAAUACAGGACCCGAGAGGACGAAUAUGAAACCCUAGAAGAAUCUAAAUAUGGAAUCCUAGAAGACGAAUACGAAUAUGAAACCCUAGAAAACGAAUAUGGGAGCCCAGAAAACAAAUAUGGGAACCCAGAGAACGAAUAUAGGACUUUAGAGAAAGACUCAGAAGAGGAAUAUGGGAACCCAGAGAGCAAAUAUAGGACCCAAGAGGACGAAUAUGGAACUUUAGAAGAAGACUCAGAAGACGAAUAUGGCAGCCCCGGGGAAAGCGGCGAGGAAAAAUAUGGUACUUUAGAGGAAGACUCAGAAGAAGACUCAGAGGACGAAUACGAGAGCCCAGAGGAAGAUUCCAUCUUAAAAAAAGAGGGUUUGAUUGAGCAUCGAGGAACAAAAGAAUUUAGUCUAAAAUACCAAAAAGAAGUAGAUCGGUUUUUUUUCAUUCUUCAAGAACUUCAUAUCUUGCCGAGAUCUUCAUCCCUAAAGAUACUUGACAAUAGUAUUAUUGGAGUGGAUACACAACUCACAAAAAAUACAAGAAGUGGACUAGGCGGACUGGUCCGAGUGAAGAGAAAAAAAAGCCAUACGGAACUCAAAAUAUUUUCCGGAGAUAUUCAUUUUCCUGAAGAGGCAGAUAAGAUAUUAGGUGGGUGUUUGAUACCGCCAGAAAGACAAAAAAAAGAUUCUAAGGAAUCAAAAAAAAAGAAAAAUUGGGUCUAUGUUCAACGGAAAAAAAUUCUCAAGAGCAAGGAAAAGUAUUUUGUUUCCGUUCGCCCUACAGUGGCAUAUGAAAUGGACGAAGGAAGAAAUUUAGCAACACUUUUCCCGCAGGAUCUCUUGCAAGAAGAAAAUAAUCUCCAAAUUCGACUUGUCAAUUUUAUUUAUCAUGAAAAUAGCAAGUUAACUCAAAGAAUUUAUCACACAAAUAGUCAAUUUGUUAGAACUUGCUUAGUAGUGAAUUGGGAACAAGAAGAAAAAGAAAAGGCUGGUGCUUCCCUUGUUGAGGUAAGAGCAAAUGAUCUUAUUCGCGAUUUCCUAAGAAUUGAGUUAGUCAAGUCCACUAUUUCGUAUACACGAAAAAGGUAUGAUAGGACAAGUGGAGGACCGACUCCCCAUAAUAGGUUAGAUCGCGCCAAUAGCAAUUCUUUUUAUUCCAAGGCGAAGAUUGAAUCACUUAGCCAACAUCAAGAAGCUAUUGGCACUUUGUUGAAUCGAAAUAAAGAAUACCAAUCUUUGAUGAUUUUGUCGGCAUCCAACUGUUCUCGAAUUGGUUUAUUCAAGAAUUCAAAACAUCCCAAUGCGAUAAAAGAAUGGAAUCCUAGAAUUCCUAUUCUAGAAAUUUUUGGGCCCUUAGGGGCUAUUGUAGCUAGUAUAUCGCAUUUUUCUUCAUCUUACUAUUUACUAACGCAUAAUAAAAUCCUGCUAAAAAAAUAUUUGUUCGUUGACAAUUUGAAACAAACCUUCCAAGUACUUCAAGAACUUAAAUACUCUUUAAUAGAUGAAAAUAAAAGGAUUUCCAAUUUCGAUAGUAACAUAAUGUUGGAUCCAUUCCUUUUGAAUUGUCACUUUGUCCAUCAUGAUUCUUGGGAAGAGACAUUGGCAAUAAUUCACCUUGGACAAUUUAUUUGUGAAAAUGUAUGUCUAUUUAAAUCGCACAUAAAAAAAUCUGGUCAAAUUUUCAGUGUAAAUAUGGAUUCCUUUGUUAUAAGAGCAGCUAAACCUUAUUUGGCCACUACAGGAGCAACUGUUAAUGGUCAUUAUGGAGAAAUCCUUUACAAGGGAGAUAGGUUAGUUACGUUUAUAUAUGAAAAAUCGAGAUCUAGUGACAUAACGCAAGGUCUUCCAAAAGUGGAACAAAUCUUUGAAGCGCGUUCAAUUGAUUCAUUAUCCCCCAAUCUCGAAAGGAGAAUUGAGGAUUGGAAUGAGCGUAUACCAAGAAUUCUUGGGGUCCCUUGGGGAUUCUUGAUUGGAGCUGAGCUAACCAUAGCCCAAAGUCGUAUUUCUUUGGUUAAUAAAAUCCAAAAGGUUUAUCGAUCCCAAGGGGUACAGAUCCAUAAUAGACAUAUAGAGAUUAUUAUACGCCAAGUAACAUCAAAAGUGCGGGUUUCCGAAGAUGGAAUGUCUAAUGUUUUUUCGCCUGGGGAAUUAAUCGGACUAUUGCGAGCGGAACGAGCAGGGCGAGCUUUGGAUGAAUCGAUCUAUUAUCGGGCAAUCUUAUUGGGAAUAACAAGGGCUUCCCUGAAUACCCAAAGUUUCAUAUCUGAAGCAAGUUUUCAAGAAACUGCUCGAGUUUUAGCAAAAGCUGCCCUACGAGGUCGCAUUGAUUGGUUGAAAGGCUUGAAAGAAAACGUAGUUCUGGGGGGGAUUAUACCUGUUGGUACCGGAUUCCAAAAAUUUGUGCAUCGUUCCCCACAAGACAAGAACCUUUAUUUCGAAAUAAAAAAAAAAAAUCUAUUCGCGUCGGAAAUGAGAGAUUUUUUGUUUCUCCAUACAGAAUUAGUUUCUUCAGAUUCUGACGUAACAAACAAUUUUUAUGAGACAUAAAAACCCCCAUUUAACAUUUAACCCUAAGGAUACAUAAAACAUAUUUUUUACUUUACUAGACUUUUGAACUUAGAACACUAACAGGUUAAAUUUUAGAUUUUUAAGAUUUUUAUUUUAAUAAGUAAAACAAGUCAGUUAAUUCAUUAAAUUAAGGUUUUGUUUAUACCAUGUAUCAAUGUAUCAAUGGCCAACUCUUAGUACAAGGUUCUCUCAGAACAAUUAUUAUUUUAUUUAUUUCAAGCUAUUUCGGAUCUUUCUUAAUCUUCAAAAAGAAAUAAAUUCCGUAAUGGAAUGUUAGGAUGAAAAAAAAAGGAAGUGUGGAAAAAAUGACAAGAAGAUAUUGGAACAUUAAUUUGAAAGAGAUGAUAGAAGCAGGAGUUCAUUUUGGUCAUGGUAUUAAGAAAUGGAAUCCUAAAAUGGCCCCUUACAUUUCGGCAAAGCGUAAAGGUACUCAUAUUAUAAAUCUCGCUAGAACGGCCCGUUUUUUAUCAGAAGCUUGUGAUUUAGUUUUUGAUGCAGCAAGUCAGGGAAAAAGUUUCUUAAUUGUUGGUACCAAAAAAAGAGCAACAGAUUUAGUAGCAUCAGCUGCAAUAAGGGCUCGUUGUCAUUAUGUUAAUAAAAAGUGGUUCAGUGGUAUGUUAACGAAUUGGUCGAUUACGAAAACUAGACUUUCUCAAUUUAGAGACUUAAGAGCGGAA